AUGUCGUCUGGCAGCACGAGCACCGGCGCUACAGCCGUCCAAUUUUCCCGUCAGAAUGAUACAGCUGAGGAUCUAUUGCGCAAGCAAACCGAGGGGCUCGUCGCACUCUCUGAGUUUCGACAGCGGCGAGCCGAGGCCAUAGAGACCAAGGAACGUGAUGCACAGGCAGCGCUGCUCGCGCCUCUCCUCCCUCAACGGAAACUUGACAGUGCGGCGAAGCUCGAGAACGCAGGGCUGCCGAGCAGCCAGCAGGCUGGAAAAAAGCGCAAACAGAGCCAAAUACAGCUCAGCUUCCAAAGCAACCACGAAGAAGAGCAGGACGAAGCGGAAGGCUGCAUUUCGAAGGCGCCGAUGCCAUCGCGAAAGGCCAAAGUGUCUGUGAAUUCCAGCGUAGCCCAUGCCCCCAAAGCCCUCACAAAGGCAGCUCGGCAACGUGAGGCCCAGAUGCGCGAGUACCUUCGCAAAGAGUUUUUACUCCUACAAGACGCCAUUAAGAAUACCGAGAUCGCCAUCCCUUUUGUCUUCUACGACGGCACUAAUAUACCGGGCGGAGUCUGCCGCGUGCGCAAGAGCGAUUACGUUUGGGUCUUCCUUGACCGGAGUCGCAAAGCGGGUGCAGAGCUCAAGGUCGCUGAAAAGGUCAACAGUAAACGUGAGUGGGCUCGCAUUGGUGUGGAUGAUUUAAUGCUCGUUCGCGGAGAUCUUAUAAUACCACACCACUACGAGUUUUAUUAUUUCAUUAUUAAUCAUAUCCUUGGACCCAAUAACCGGCUCUUAUUUGGCUACAGCUCAGAACCACCGGCUGGAAAAUAUCUUCCCAACCCAGCACCGUCCAGCAGCGAUUUUAAUCCUCUCACUCAACCGCUCAAGCCAGCCAAAUCUCCUUCUCAAGUCCCCCCCGUAACCGAACUAGAGGGUCAGGGAGAUGAUCCGACAUUUACAAAAGUUGUCGAUCGUAGAUGGUACGAGCGUAACAAGCAUAUCUUUCCCGCAAGCGUUUGGCAGGAAUAUGACCCGGAAAAGGAUUACCAGAAGGAAGUUAAGCGCGACCUCGGUGGGAAUACAUUCUUCUUCCCAUGA
This is a messenger RNA of Blumeria graminis f. sp. triticale, 1080 nucleotides long. Lineage: Eukaryota; Fungi; Ascomycota; Leotiomycetes; Helotiales; Erysiphaceae. The record is from the annotation of a GenBank genome assembly.